UUUACUCCUCUUCUUCAUCUCUCUCUGUCUCUUUAUCUAUCUUCGUACAUUAUAUAUAAUGGGAUCAACCGUGGCCGCCGCUCUCCUCCUCUUCCUAGCGGCAGUCCCUGCCGUCUUUGCCGCAACUUUCAAGGUCGGCGAUAUUUCUGGCUGGACCAGUAAUCUUGAUUACACGGUUUGGCUCACUGGAAAGACUUUCAGAGUCGGUGACACUCUAGAGUUCGUAUAUGGUCUUUCACACUCGGUGUCCGUGGUGGAUAAAGCUGGCUACGAUAACUGCGACAGUAGCGGAGCCACACAGAACUUUGCCGAUGGAGACACUAAGAUCGAUCUUACCACAGUUGGAACAAUGCACUUCCUUUGCCCUACUUUUGGUCACUGCAAGAACGGCAUGAAACUCGCCGUUCCUGUCCUCGCCGCCGCUCCAUCUCCUUCGACUCCUUCUUCGCCUCCCUCCACUCCUUCGACUCCUUCUUCCCCGCCCUCCACUCCGUCUACCCCUUCUUCGCCCCCCUCCCCUCCUUCGCCUCCUUCUCCAUCGCUCCCCCCUAGCUCUCUGCCUCCAUCUGCAUCUCCGCCGACCAAUGGCACGCCGGAUUCAGAGACAUUGACGCCUCCGCCAGCUCCAUUGCCGCCUUCGCUGUCUCCAAACGCGGCAUCUAAGGGAGUCAUGAGCUAUGGAAUAAUUGGAGUCACGAUGAUAUUGAUGUACGCUGUUAUGACCUAAAUAACAGGGUGGAAACAGAGCAUUGUUUUGCUCCAUGUCUUUUUUGGUCGGCGGCCUUUGGAAAUACUACACCACUACGUGCUCUUUUGUGUGUAACGGAAUUUUUUUGCCAUUGACAAUUUUUCCUUCUUCCUUCUUUUUUUAAUUACUUGUAGGGGUUGAUAAACGUUAUAGCCAUCUCCAAGCUAUUUUAUCUUAUUCUUACCAUAUUUCUAAAAUAUUCUUUAGAUUUCAUUUCGAUUGUUUACUAUAACUCUUAUUUCUUUUUUGUUAUACACAUUCGGACAAACGAUUGAUCUGUAUUUGUCACACUUUUUCAAAAUAAAAUAAAAAACUGUAAUCUCUCCAAAAACUGUUAGACAAUGGAAAACGGUAUAUCUUC
This is a messenger RNA of Arabidopsis thaliana (thale cress), 1109 nucleotides long. RefSeq names its product uclacyanin 3 (gene UCC3). Gene Ontology annotation, molecular function: electron transfer activity. Gene Ontology annotation, cellular component: plasma membrane; membrane. NCBI's taxonomy places the organism in Eukaryota, Viridiplantae, Streptophyta, Magnoliopsida, Brassicales, Brassicaceae. The transcript has 2 exons. Bases 59 to 727 code for a protein of 222 amino acids. The record is from RefSeq and is marked reviewed.